Galeopterus variegatus (Sunda flying lemur) is the source of this 784-nucleotide messenger RNA. RefSeq lists its product as uncharacterized. The transcript is spliced from 3 exons. Lineage: Eukaryota; Metazoa; Chordata; Mammalia; Dermoptera; Cynocephalidae. The record is from RefSeq and is a predicted model, not a curated record. Bases 1 to 717 code for a protein of 238 amino acids.
AUGAACUUUGAACGAGAAGAAGUGGUGAAGGGACACGAAAUGGAGAAGCCAGGAAAGUUGAAGUGGGCUGCGUUACCCGCGUUUCCGGGCGCCCCGGCCUUCCCCGGCUGCAGUCCCCUGGCGCGCCCGCUUGCGAGGUCUUUUGGCCCAGCCGGCCGCUGUCCCGCUUUCUCCGGCUGCGCGUGCGCGCUGGGGCUGGAAUGCGGACGACGCUGGCGUGUGAGACGCGAGGAGCGCUUGCUGGUCGCCGGACGAUUCCCAUGCGGCCCUUCUGUCCUGGGCGCCAGAGACCAAGAGCGACCACCCAGGCCCAGGUCUUGGAAGCUUUAUCUGCGACGUCCAGUAGGCUGGCCACUAGCUAGGUGUGGCUAUUUAAAUCGACCUAAUAAUGAAGGACUCCAUUCCUCAGUCGCAGUAGCCACAUCUCAAGCUCUCAGUAGCCAGGUGUGGCCUUUUGCUGUUGUGUUGGAUGGCCAGAUGGGGAAUCUUGCAGUCAUCACAAAAAUGUCUGUGGGCCAGGAUGCUGGAGAAGAUUGGCAUGGCCCCUGCUUCUCUGACCCCUCCUCCUGCCAGAUGCCAUUCCAGCCACACCUGGCGCCCCUUCCUCUCCGACCUGCAGGCUUUCCUGUCCUCCUCUUAGUUCCUGGCCUGACUGAAUCAAUAUUUUAUUUUGUAAAUUGCUCAAUAUUAUUACAAUGUAUACGUAUACCACAUUAAAUUGUCCAUCAACUUUUUGGACAUUUGGGUUAUUUCCAGGUUGUAGUUGUUAUGAAUACAGCAACUA